AUGUCCUUGGAAAUUUAUCAUGGUUCAACCCGACGCAGAUAUCCAUCAGCAGGUCUUUUGGAGAAUGACGUUGUUAUCACCACUUAUGAUACCCUAAAAAGCGAGUGGCGCAAUCAAUCUGAAGAUAGCGUCUUGUUUCGCAAAUCUGAAAUGUGGGCUCGCGUUGUUCUCGAUGAAGCCCAUCGAAUACGUAAUCGCUCUUCAAAAACCUUUGAAGCCACCUGCGCUGUUCCCUCACUGAACCGGUGGUGCUUAACAGGAACCCCGACACACAACAAGCUAGAUGAUUUCGGAGCCUUACUGUCUUUUAUUGGUGUUCCUCCUUUUGAAGGCCAAAGAGGCAGGGCAUCCUUCGAUUACUGGAUCAAUUCUCCCACGAAAACCUCUAUUGAAGACUCACAUGGUCUUGAUCGCUUGAGGACACUGGUUUCCACAACUUGCCUGCGACGAAUGAAAGAUUCUGUACAAACUCAAUUGAAGCUCCCUCGACGUAUUGAGAGGGAGCAUCUUGUUGAAUUGGAUUUGACAGAAGGCAAGUUGUAUAACUUCUUCAAGUCUCAAGCUUCUCGCGUUGUGACUGGCAGGUUGACACACGGUAGCAUGGUAAGUCAGGCACACCCGGGUGGCAUUCUGCCAUUGAUCAACCUUUUGAGAUACAUAUGCAACCACAGAGAAGCGCUUUUGCCUUCUUCUGCGGCAGAACUAUGGAAAAACAGGACUGUAUCAUCAUUCAGUUCGAGAACAGAGGCGGAGAUUUCAGAACCUACGACCCUGGAGAGCCAAUGCCCCCAAAAUUCAGAGUUUCAUUACAACCCCUCCACAAAGGUCAAGGCCCUGAUUACGAAUCUUGGAAAUGAGCAAGGAACAAAUUCUCGUGAAAGUGGAGAGCUACCAAUCAAAAGUGUCAUAUUCAGCUGCUGGACGAAGAUGCUCAAUUUAAUUGAGCCUGCGCUACAGAGAAACCAUUUUAACUUUGAGCGUAUUGAUGGCGACACGCCUCUGCCACAGCGAGUUAUAGCACUUGACCGAUUCAACGGAACUCCGAGUUGUACAGUUAUGAUUGCUACUAUCGGAAGUAUUGCUGAGGGAGUUAAUCUUACUGCGGCAAAUCAUGUCCACAUCGUCGAACCACAAUGGAACCCAAUGAUAGAGGCGCAGGCGCUAGAUCGAGUGCAUCGUUUUGGCCAAACACGCGAUGUAGUAGCAACAAGAUACAUUGUCAAAAAUUCUAUUGAGAUAUAUGUGCAGGAUCUUCAAAAAGCCAAAUUAAAACUUGGACAACAAUCACUUGGAGAUAAGUCUCUUUCUCAGACAAAUCUUGAUGAGAACUUGAAUAAUCUGAAGAAAUUUCUAGACAUAUCGGCAUAG
Messenger RNA from Penicillium cosmopolitanum, 1368 nucleotides. Its product is annotated as DEAD/DEAH box helicase. The coding region runs from base 1 to 1368 and encodes 455 amino acids. The record is from RefSeq and is a predicted model, not a curated record. Gene Ontology annotation, molecular function: ATP binding; ATP-dependent chromatin remodeler activity. NCBI's taxonomy places the organism in Eukaryota, Fungi, Ascomycota, Eurotiomycetes, Eurotiales, Aspergillaceae. The transcript has 6 exons.